Messenger RNA from Varroa destructor (honeybee mite), 4217 nucleotides. RefSeq lists its product as uncharacterized. Lineage: Eukaryota; Metazoa; Arthropoda; Arachnida; Mesostigmata; Varroidae. The record is from RefSeq and is a predicted model, not a curated record.
ACUAGUGUUAGUGGCCGCCCAUGUAGUCGUGGAUGCGAUCACAAUGCGGUCCUCUACGGCGACUGUAGCAGCUGUUAGAAACCUACAGAGAAACCAAAUGGCUGGUUUGUCGCUCUCUUGAUCGUCAUCGCUCAGUACCACUGAGGAAAGGGAGAAUGGCCGUCGAGGCACGAGAAAGGAGACAGUGCUGAUACGCUCUCGGCGUUGGGAAGAUGCCGCGGCUGAACCGACGGGACCGGCCGGACAUUAAGAGUCUGGGAGAACAAGAUUGAACGAGACCCAUAAAUGUGAGCUAGCCAGCCAGCUAGAAAGCCGACCACGUUAGCACGAGUUGCGCGCACCAGCGGGUGACGACGGCGGCGGCAUCAAUAAAGCUUAGUACAGCACUCGCCAGUGUCGUACUCGGCAGUGCCUGGAACUGCGUUUAGCCGAAAGACCGAGCCAAAGGAUCAUGCGUGCCAAUAAGCGGUAGCGCACAGGGGACGUCAACUAGUGAUCCAGCUUCUAAGCGACCAAGGCGAAAGACCAAAUGGAGUCCUUUUCUUCCUAAAGAAACUGGUUCAUAUUGUGCCGCCGAUAUCAGCUCGGCUUUCAUUAUCUCGUAUCAAUGACUAUUUGCGGACAGGUCAACAAUCGAAAACGUGCAUUGUGCUUGGCUUCGGGCAACUGCAACGAUAACCGUGAGCUGUGAAAAACACUGCGUUUGCUAAGUUUAGUGCAGAGAAAAUAAUUUUGCCACAGACUCAUCAGCAAAAACUUUGCGCACAAAUGUAGUCUACAAGUUGCUCACACUGUCUGCAAGGGAACUUCAUGAAGAGACGUAUGUCUCCACGGUCCCUACUUGAGUAUACGCUAAUUGUAACUGCUGGAAAGGACAGAGUAAGAGUGCGGAGGUAGCAGUCGGCUAACUAAAAUAGACAUUUAAUGCAUGAGCAAACACUCGAAAAAGUUGAGUGGCAUGCAAACGUAUUAGAACAUUUAUAAAAAUAUCCAGUGCGUGUCAUUCAGUUGUACAAAUGCCAAUGCCAGUCCUUAAAUGGAAUCAGGUUGAUUGAUCGUUGAUAGAGCAGCAUAGGGUAGUCGUCGUACAUCUUAGACAGGGGAACCAUUGUUAAGUGAAAAUUGACUAGGCGCUUUUAUCGGUACAGUUUAUCACUACGCUUUUUAGCCCCCUGGAGCCGCAUUCAAGUAUUUAAAAAAUCACCCCAGACGACAAAGACGGAAUGAUCGACGAAAAUCCAGAUUUUACUCACGGUCUAAAUUGGAGCGUGGACACGAGCUUCAGCAGGAAAACGUCGCUACUUGAAGACGAAAGGGAACCGCUCGAACUAAUGCUCGACUCCGAUGUCACACAACAGUCCAUGGACUCCCUCGACGGUUUCAAUUCAGAAGCGGAGCUGAUCAAACUCGAAAGAUGUCGAACAAUACCUGUCUCGGCCCUCUACGAUGCUAUGCGCCACGCCGAAGAACGAAAUCGACAAAAAUUAGCCAGCAGUCGCUCCUUAUCAAUGAGCUCAUUGGGUUCACUAUGGGAUCAGGACUACAAGCAACGGGCUACUGACUAUACUCGUGAACUUCAAGAACGCGAAAACACAACAAAUGAUGAUGAUGACAAGUUGCCAGACAAAGAAAACGCCGACCCGGGCGUGCUAGUGUCGCAAAAGGAGCAAAGUCCUCCGAUUCCGAUCCAGCAUUCAUUCAGAUUGCACACCCCGAUCCCGGAGGAAGACUGCUGCAGUUCCGGCUCGAACGAGAGCAUCACGUACGUAUUUAUGAACCCACAACCCUUACCGGGUAACGGCCAGAGCGAUUGCAGCGACAUGAUUUCGUUUCCAAGUUCGACCUCCAGCACGUUUGGUCACCCGCUGAUUUCCGGUCACGCGCCCGCCUCAAAUCCAAGCUCGACUUUUCACCAUCGUCAGCACCAGUCACAGAACACUUCACGACGAGUCAUCAGUAGUGAUAAUGAUGAUUAUGAAGAAUUCGCCAAGAGAAAGUCUUCCGGCCUUCCCGAAAGUCUGCCACAUGGUGUCGGUGAACAGCCGCGCACCCUCUCAAUGGACUCAAUUGAUGUUGAACACUGUAUGAACUUCAUCAAUCGCGCGGAACUUCUACCGACUCAGCACGAAAAUUACCAGGAUCCUCAGAUGACACAUGCGGGCUACCAAGAAGCUCCUAAUGGUUACAAUGUCGAAACGCCGCACACGACACUAGAGCGACAUGGAACGGCAGCGGGACGCCGUUUGCACCGAGAAAAUUCCGGUAUCCAUAUCGAGAGCACUGAUCAUGAAUAUCCCGGUAUAGAACCAACACCUUACCAAGUGGACAGCGCCGCCACCGAUCUGGAGACAACCGGACCCGAAUGUCCGCCACGGCUUUGGAGCCUGUUGCAUCGCCCGCAACAUCACCCCACGCACAGCCACGACUCCGGAAGUGACUAUGAUGGAAACGAUCUUCCGAGUUACCGAGUGGCCUCUCUACAGCGACCUCCGAGCCAGGUUACACGUCGUUCUUCGGCGAAAAUUCGACGAAAGCCAUUGCGAACCCGAGCCAUUGAAACGCAGACUGAUGAAGACUUGACUGGAUACUCGUCCCAACCUUCUUCACCUGGUAUUUCGCGCAAGGCUGUUGUUAUAUUUAGGAGUUUCUCCGAUGAGAGCUAUGCACUGAUGCGUUCGAUUACUUCUGGGGGUCCUCUGAAUCAAGCUACCGAGCAACUUGCGGCACAAGGCCAUCUUGAACCUGCUGUUCACCUGCUCACCGAAGUUGUUUCACUGAUGAAAAUGAUGAUGGCAAACUUGCCCUCACAGCGUUGUCGGGACUGUCAACGAUGUAAAUGUUGCUUGACCAAACGCCAAGAUCCGAUAUCUCUUGACGAUAGGCCUAAUUCAUUAAAGUCUGUUGAACACCCGAAUUUCUUGAAUCUGUCUUCCUUGUCCGACACAGCCAGCAGUGAUCCUGAAUCAACAGGCCCAGCUGCACCUGCUUCAGCCACUACCCCCUCGACGGCGUUCCGCGAAGGCUUUCUCAUUGAACGAUUCCGCCAGUCGCGACUAGACCGUAUAGCAACGGCGUGUAGCCAAAGUGAGCUUGACGCUGAACUCGAUUUAGGCGCCCCCGACUCGUUGACUUGUGAUGCCAGGGAGGGCACACAUCUUUCGGGAGCUUCUACACCGACCGAUGAAUUUCGAGCCUUUCCUAGUCUCACCCAGCUGACGAUGCAAAAAGCAGCACAGACGGGCUGCAUCGGAGAUAAAAUGAGCCCAACGAAUACGGCGGACUCGGGUAUUAGCAACCGCUGGGAGUCUCAUGGCAGCAGCUGCGGAUCAACAGGCUCACGAGGUAGAAAUGACACACCUGCGAGUUCUGAAUCGAUGAGCGGUGGACCAUCUUCACUGUCAUCGCCUGACAACACGCCAGACUCAUCACUUAGCCGUGUGCGGACCGCCGAGACAGAAAGCCCCGUUCUCACGCACUGGGCACAAUUGGCUGAUGAGCCCGUUCGAACAAGCACACCUCUAUGCAGCCUCACCACUUGGGUGGAACAGGCAAAGCAUAACGGCCGACCCUUCGAUUAUUAUAGUGACCAGAACACGCAAGUCCCAACCGUUCACGCAAAUUCCGGAAAUGGCCCGACUGAAUUGAACAUCUCCCGCAAAACAGCCCGUUCAAAACUUUCUCGUUACGAGUAUUCCGUUGAUGAGCUCGAUUCCAUCACAAUUACCCCCGCGCGAGAAGUUACCCGACCAUCAAAGUUAGCCCUAAUGAAAGAACGUGAGCAGCAGGCGGAAAGGUUUCGUAAUGAAGAAUGCAGGAAGCUGCCUUGGCAACUGCCCCUCGAAGAUUGUCAGCACCUGGACUCGCCGAAAAACAAAAAGCCCCUCGAUGAACUGAAAAAGAAAUGGCAAAUACCGUAUGACCUCAUCCCUAAUGAUAACUAUCUUCCUUUGCCAACGCAUACACGGCUUCGCUGCUCACCGGGUGCUCCACCGCAGGGUCUAUAGAUUUAUGUAGUCAUAAAAACGUCUGUUGCAAGAAAGUAGCCAGAUCGAAUGAGUCUGAAAAUCCUAUAACGAAUUCCCAGUUACAACAUAAUAUAACAUGGUCUCAUUCACCGAUGCUAUCUAUAACCCCAACCUGUACCUAGCCUAAUUUUGAACACACUGUAAAUGUCAACCUUUACAGAGUAAACUUGUAAAUAAAUUUUACUUUAUUGA